Molecule: messenger RNA, 2986 nt
Organism: [Torrubiella] hemipterigena
Lineage: Eukaryota; Fungi; Ascomycota; Sordariomycetes; Hypocreales; Clavicipitaceae
Source: the annotation of a GenBank genome assembly
GAUCCGCACUGGGAAGUAAGCAUUGCAACCCCGCGAUACUGCAAACAAGUCGCAUCGUCUCUCUCAGCCGCAGACUAGCGCCACGUGGUGGUUGGCUGCUUCUCUCUGCCUGCGAGACCCUUUCCAGCGGAUGUUCCUGGUACCGCAAUACGCCACGCUCAUCCGCGCAAAUGCGCUAGCCAAGGUGCUAAUUCUCCGGUACUCGUACUUUGGCCAAGCUAUGGCCCCCACACAUCAACUGGCUUGUGCUUACGGCGUCGCUCAAUUUCUACAAGCUGUUUUUUGCGACAAUGGCGUCUUCGUCUUGUUGCUCUCACGGAGGAUCGCCGUCGUGGUGAAAACUCAACUCCUUCAACAUCAUUGUCGCUUUACAAUGGCAGGCUCAGUUGCUCCCUCGCCAGAGUUCCUGGCAGAGACCAAUGACCCUGGGCUCGACCAGCGAGUCAGCAUCGCCUUUAUUAUUAUCGAUACACUUUUCCUCAUAAUCUUCUAUGUGAGCCGCUACUAUAACCCCAAGGCGGUCGGCAUGCCUAUGCUAGUGUGCAAUACACUAUGUUAUCUGUUUUGCCUUGGAAGCGCAGUCGCAGGAAUCUGUAAGUUGGUGUCGGGAGACUGCACCUUGCUUGUACUGACCCGUAUAUGCAGUAAUGACGCAGAUAGGUGGUGUCGGACACCAUGUACAAGCUGUUCCUGUCGAAACCUUCCAGACAUGGCUCAAGUUGUCCAAAGUGCUCGAGUUCACAUAUACCCCAGCCGUCAUGUUCGCUAAGCUGGCGGCCUUGUUCCUCUAUCACCAAGUCUUUGCUGUCCACUCUGGGUACCGUUUUGUGUUCCUGGCCAUUGGCAUCGUCGUCGUUUUACAGGGUAUUAUAUCUUUCAUUUUGGCAUUCUCCAUAUGCCGACCCUUCCGCUACUUCUGGACCCAAGCGGUGGACAUCAACGAUGGGUCUUGCGGUGAUGUUAUGCUGUUUUAUAAGAGCUAUAGCAUUCCCAGUCUAGUCACCGAUCUGGCUAUGCUCGUUGUUCCUUGGCCUAUUUUGCUGCGUCUACAGAUGCCCACGUCGGAAAAAAUUGGACUCUUCUUCACCUUUCUGGCCGGUUCGCUCGGUAUUAUUACCUGUGCACUCCGCUUCUCCGUCUUUUUCACAACACCGCUCUUUUCAGACCCAACCUGGUACGCAUCAGGGGGUCCUAUGAUUUAUGCGCUCGUCGAGCCGUCCAUAUACAUGAUUGCGAGUAUUCUUCCUACAACGCGGCAUUUGUACCGACGACUCUAUCGCAGAGUGUUGCAAGAAUAUGGGCCAAAUAGCGAAGCUACUCCAAAAGACAGUGGCCAAACCGAUUCAACAGAGCUUGAGAGGAUGGAGAGCGAUCAUACGUCGAGUGGUGGAAUUCGACGCCAGGUAGAUAUCUGGCAAAUUCAUACAAGCCCCAGCCAAGAGCAGCUGACGAAGAAGGAUUUGACGCCCAAGGAGUGGUACCCUCCGAGAUCAGAGUCUCCAGUACAUGGUACGACUGAGACAAAACCUGCCGGAGAGGUAUGAGGAGCAAACACUCUACAGCUCAGCCAAGUAUCAGUUAUGGCUGUUGCAUGUCGGUGCAUCACUUGGCAAUUUUUACUAGAUACCCCUUGCCAUGUGUAUGUGUCCGCAUCUGAGUAGAAUGGCUCCUACGAUUGCUUUUGAAGGACGGAGCCGAUUGGAGAGUUAUGCAUAGUGUAUGCAUCUAAUGUGAAAACGUUUGGAGGAGACAUAGUGUGAUGAUUGAAUAUGAAUAUAUGAAUAUGAAUAUAUGAAAUUUAACAAUAAUCAAACGCAUAUGUUUGUUUCCUGGCUAAGAGGAGUGGCCAGCGACUGCGCCUUUGCGUACUACAUGUAGCCAGCCGCCAUCGCAUUCGAAGGCGAUCAAAGAAUAGGCUGCUUAUCUAGAAGUUUAUUGCCGUAAUAAUUCAAACGACAAGGCUACUAAGUAAGCGAUACAGGUUCCUUUGGGGUUUAACCUCUCCAACCAGCCUAACAAUCGCUGUGGCUGGCGACUACGGCUUCUGACGUUCAGCACGAACAAUCCAGCUUUACAUUGUAGGCCUCCCUCAACAAUCCAAGAUGUAUUUGUGGCUGUGCCACGUUUUAGUGUGUUGCAAAUGACUCUAGAGGCGCCAAUUUGCCAAGGCAUCGAGCGAGAUGCGAUGCGGGGGGACUGAUGCACAUGGGAGCGUUGAUGACCUCAUGUUUAUGAGUGCUUGUGGCUGGCCGCUUAGUGGCGUCUCAGAUGAGAAAGCCAUUCAAGGAACAAUGCAAGUGUGGCUGCCUUGCUACAGCUACAGGAAACACAGCAGGUUCUACGAGUACGAAAGGGACGGCGAGCAAGGAAAUUAGCCAGCAAGAUCAAGUUCAUCCAAAAACAUACACAAUUAUCCGCAGUCGUGCGUUGCUUGAUUUUUAGGUUUGUUCCAUUGUGGUUCGACCCCAGGUCUCGGCGGAGGUAAGACAAUCGGACAAAAACGCAGGGAAGGGUUGUCGGCUAUAGCGGGGUCACUAGUGCUAACUUCAUGUUUUACACGCACUGGGACAAGGAUAUGCGGCCCUCUCGUGUGAGCAGUGGUGGAUUGCUAUUAGCUUGUCGAGGCCGGCUUACGGCACAAGCAUGCCCCGAGUAGGCGGUAAACAAAAAAAGGGGACCAAAACGAAAAACAGACGGCAAUAUAGCCGAAGCUUGCAUGAAAAUGUGAGACCGCAGGGUCCCAUGAAAGCGCGCACCGUGGUUAAUUCGUGAGCCCUUAGUUUUCAAUAGUUGGGCGGCAUCCGAAGCAGCCGGGCCGGUUGUAGUGCAUGGUAUGGUGAAGGAAACGGCCGCGGACUAGAAAAUCAGGCUGCAUGGAAUAGAACUCGUAUUUGUUUAUGUGUGUUUGCGUAUGUCUAUACAUUCAAGCUAUAUUUUAAAUUAUCACGCGAGCCGGGUCUGCCCUUUUGUUGUUUCCUGUUGUCGC